Messenger RNA from Tachyglossus aculeatus (Australian echidna), 948 nucleotides. RefSeq names its product putative olfactory receptor 2W6. The record is from RefSeq and is a predicted model, not a curated record. The transcript has a single exon. Bases 1 to 948 code for a protein of 315 amino acids. Gene Ontology annotation, cellular component: membrane. Gene Ontology annotation, biological process: G protein-coupled receptor signaling pathway. Gene Ontology annotation, molecular function: G protein-coupled receptor activity; olfactory receptor activity. NCBI's taxonomy places the organism in Eukaryota, Metazoa, Chordata, Mammalia, Monotremata, Tachyglossidae.
AUGAUGAGAAAGGAAAAUGGCAGCUCUGAAGAAGGAUUCAUUUUAUCCGGCUUCUCUGACAGGCCUCUCCUGGAAAUGGCCAUUUCUGUGUUUGUCUUCUUUUUCUAUUUGUUCGCCUUAUCGGGCAACUCUAUCAUCAUCCUGUUGUCAGGCCUGGAUUCUCACCUCCACACUCCGAUGUACUUCUUCCUUGCCAACCUCUCCUUAAUGGACCUCUUCUAUACCACCAGCAACAUUCCUCAGAUGCUACUGAAUGUGUGGGGUCCAGAAAAGACUAUUAGCUUCCUAGGGUGCAUGCUUCAGUUCUACUUUGCCGUAAGCCUGGGGGCCUCAGAAUCCAUCCUGCUGGCCAUUAUGGCAUUUGACCGCUUCAUCGCUGUCUGCAGACCUCUAUACUACCCCAGCAUCAUGCAUUUCAUCCUCUACCUGAGGCUGGUAACUUUGAGUUGGGUGGGUGGCUUUGGGGGGGGCUUGCUUCUAUUUUUAUUGAUUGUGAGGUUGCCGCGCUGUGGCCACCGGUGGUUGGACAACUUCUUCUGUGAGAUGCCAGGGCUGAUCGGGAUAGCCUGCGGGGAUAUCACCAGUACCAAGUUUGCCAUCUAUGUCCUCUUGGUGAUCUUCAUUAUUUUACCUCUGACAUUGAUCCUGGUCUCUUAUGGCUUCAUCACCUGGGCUGUGCUGAGGAUCAAAUCGACUGCACGGUGGGGCAAAGCCUUCAACACCUGUGUAUCCCACAUGACUGUGGUGACCCUCUAUUAUGGACCAAUUUUGUUCCGUUAUAGUCAGCCGGGGAACAGUGAUUCUGGAGACCAAGGCAAGUUCCUGAUGCUCUUCUACACAGUGGUCACUCCCACACUCAACCCACUGAUCUACACCCUGAGGAACAAGGACGUGAAAGGGGCGCUCAGAAGGCUGGUCCAGAAGAAACACUGCUCUAAGCAAACAUGA